AGCAGCAGCCGCCCCGAUUGGUGCCGUGACAAAAACGGCCCGGUUUUGGUUCCAAUGUCGCUGCCCACCCCGGAGGGCUUCAAGACGGAGGCGGGCGAAUGGACGGAGGAGGCCAAGGAGCGAUUCUUUGGCGCCAAGAACGAGGAGGCCAUGAAGAAGUGGGCCGAUGGACAGAGGGCAGCCUACAAAGAUGAAUCCUCAGAGAAGGGCAAGGAGCUGAAAGCGAAAUACGCCACGGAGGAAGAUCUGGAAAAAUCCAUCAAGGAGAUGUACCAGAAAAAGUGGGAUGCCUUGCUGGGCAAAGCCGCCAAGUGCCCACGCUGCUUCUUCGACAUCGAGCUGGACGGUGAGAAGACCGGCCGCGUGAUCAUGAUGCUCCGGGGCGACGUGGUGCCCAAGACGGCCGAGAACUUCCGGGCGCUCUGCACGGGAGAGAAGGGCUUCGGGUACAAGGAGAGCACCUUUCACCGAGUGAUUCCAGACUUCAUGUGCCAAGGUGGCGACUUCACCAAUCACAACGGGACAGGUGGCAAGUCCAUCUAUGGUGAGAAGUUUGAAGAUGAAGGCUUUCAACUGGAGCACACGGGUCCUGGCAUUCUCUCCAUGGCCAAUGCCGGGCCCAACACCAACGGAUCCCAGUUCUUCCUGUGC
This is a messenger RNA of Cladocopium goreaui, 651 nucleotides long. The record is from the annotation of a GenBank genome assembly. Lineage: Eukaryota; Dinophyceae; Suessiales; Symbiodiniaceae.